AUGGCGACUGGAAUAAAUUUCAGUCCAAUGGAUGUCAUCAAAUUGUCAAGAAAUACAGAAGAGCGGAUACCAAACAAAUAUACUCAUAGGCCUAUACCAACUAGUUUUCAGAAACACUCUGCAAAGAAACCUUGGCCAAAACACAGCACUGAACUCGAUCCUAAUGACAUCCAUGGACAUUUGAAAGAAUGUGUGAUUCUUGGAGAACGUGAGGUUUUUUUCCGACUUCUGUGUAACUGCGAAGACUCUUUUUUACAUUCCAAAGAUCAUCGGAAUCGCAGUAAUAUCGAUGACAUUCUGCGACUUGCCGUUGAAAACGGUCGUUGUGAUAUGGUCGAAACGUUGCUCGGUCGAGGAGCUGAUGUGACCAUAAGUGUGAACAAGUUAAGUUUGUUGGAAAUAGCUACCAAGUCUCGAGAUUUAGAUCUAAUCAAGGUGUUGGCAAAAUACGAUGAUAUCAAAGCUGUAAAUGUUCGAGGGGAAAAUUUGUUGUUCUCAACCAUAAUGGCAGAGGAAUCGGUGAACACCAAUGAAGAAAUAUUUGAUUAUUUGUUAAGGGAAGGAGUAGAUCCAAAUCAAUUAUCACAUAAUGGAAAACACCCACUUCAUGUUGCUGCGAUACAAAGUGUCAAGGCAAUUGAGAAACUGUCUAGAACGGGAUGUGACGUCAAUGUUCAGGACAACAUAUUGGGCGACACUCCUCUUCAUAACGCUUGUAACAGAUGCUGUGAAGACAAUAUAAUACCUCUACUCGGAUAUGGUGCAAAUAUGAAUGCGCUCAAUAAUCUUGGACAAACGCCUCUCGAAAAACUUUUAGCUGUGGCAUCAGGAUCGGAUUUUCAUUCACGGACCAGAAGGGAAUUAGCAAAACGUCUUAUGGCAAUUGGAUUCAAUGUGAUAGAGCCAAAGGAAACACCACAGCGACGUAGAAACAAGGGUGUGGAACUGUAUCAAAGACUUCAACAAAAUCAAAGUGACAUUCUCAGCUUAAAAUGUCUGUGUAGAAGAGAAAUAAGGAAUCAUGUCAGUGGUAUUAAUUUCAAUCUAGCAAUAAACAAAUUAGAAAUACCACUGUCUUUAAGACGGUAUUUGUGUUUUGUUGAUGGAAAAUGA
Messenger RNA from Lottia gigantea (owl limpet), 1113 nucleotides. RefSeq lists its product as hypothetical. Bases 1 to 1113 code for a protein of 370 amino acids. The record is from RefSeq and is a predicted model, not a curated record. The transcript has 3 exons. NCBI's taxonomy places the organism in Eukaryota, Metazoa, Mollusca, Gastropoda, Lottiidae. Gene Ontology annotation, molecular function: protein binding. Gene Ontology annotation, biological process: intracellular signal transduction.